This is a messenger RNA of Hemicordylus capensis (graceful crag lizard), 2395 nucleotides long. It is a transcript of the gene SLC4A1AP, whose product is annotated as solute carrier family 4 member 1 adaptor protein. The coding region runs from base 1 to 2100 and encodes 699 amino acids. The transcript has 13 exons. NCBI's taxonomy places the organism in Eukaryota, Metazoa, Chordata, Lepidosauria, Squamata, Cordylidae. The record is from RefSeq and is a predicted model, not a curated record. Gene Ontology annotation, molecular function: mRNA binding; protein binding.
AUGGCGGAGUCCGCGGAGGAGAGCAAAAUGACGGAGAAUUUUAAGAAGCCGAUCCUCCCGUCUACUAUGGUUCCUCCUCCGCCAUCGCGGGGGAAGGAGACUGAGGGAGCGGCGGCGGCUCCAGUCUUGGUUCCGAAGCUCCCGCGAGGGCCUGCUCCAGGCCCCUGCCUACCUGAGCUGCCCCUUAGGUACCAGGAGCCGCCCUGGGGAGGCUGCCCCGCACAAGAGGAAGGCUCUUCUGGCUACAGCCUGGAGACGGUGAAGGGCGGCGCGGUAGUGGGUAGCCUAAGUCUCGCGGGCCGGAGCUGGUGGCUGGUGGGGCGUGCUCCUGGCUGCGACCUCUCCCAGGCGCACCCGUCGGUGUCUCGGCACCACGCUGUGCUCCAGCACCGCCCGCCCCGUGCCGCAGGAGACGACGAGCAAGCCCAAGAGACUGAGAAGGGCCCCGAGCCUGGCCUCUACGUCUACGACCUGGACAGCGCACACGGCACGUUCCUCAACAAAGCGCGGAUCCCGCCCCGCACCUACUGCCGCGUACGGGUGGGCCACGUCCUGCGCUUCGGGGGCAGCAGUCGUCUCUUUGUCUUGCAGGGCCCAGAAGAGGAUCAAGAGCCUGAAUCAGAACUGACUGUAACCCAGUUGAAAGAACUGCGUAAGCAGCAACAAGCCAAGUUGGAAAAAACAAUGCUGGGCGAUGAUUCUGAUGAAGAAGAUCGAAAGCAAAAGGGUGAACAGAGCAACGAAAACAGUCGGAUUACUGAUUUGAGUUGUUCCUGGGGAAUGGGGGAAGAUGCAGAGGAAGAGGAGGGUGAAGAAAACCCAAUUGCCAUUGAGUUUCAAGAGGAGCCUGAAGCCUUUUAUUUGAAAGACCCCAAGAAGGCAUUGCAAGGUUUUUUUGACAGAGAAGGUGAAGAAUUAGAAUAUGAAUUUGAUGCCCAUGGAACUGGUACCUGGCUUUGUAGGGUGAAGUUGCCUAUAGAUGAUGCUUCAGGAAAACAGCUUGUGGCAGAGGCUAUUCACUCAGGGAAGAAAAAAGAAACCAUGAUCCAGUGUGCUCUAGAAGCUUGCAGGAUACUGGACGCUCGGGGUGUGCUACGGCAAGAAGCAGUAUCCCGAAAAAGAAGAGCAAAAAAUUGGGAAGAGGAAGACUUCUACGAUAGUGAUGAUGAUACAUUCCUUGAUCGGACAGGAGUUAUUGAGCAGAAGCGGCUGAACAGAAUGAAGAAAGCUGGGAAAAUAGAUGAGAAGCCAGAAACUUAUGACACACUGGUUGUGAAAUUAAAUGCAGCUGAGAGGGAGCUUGCUGAAAUAGCAGAGAAGCUGAAAUCUUCAAGGGCAGCUCAGCCUCAGUCAGCUGCAAAUGAUUCCUUGGAUGAAUUCAUGACUGAAAUUAAAUCAGGAAGUACCUUAGACAGCGUGGCACGUAAAAAGCUUCACUUGCGAACCUUUGAACUGAGAAAAGAACAGCAGCGAUUGAAAGGGUUAAUUAAGAUCGUUACACCUGCAUCAAUGCCUGAGCUGAAAUCCCAGCUUGAGAGUCAAGAUCUGGAAGCAGAAAAGAAGACUAAAAAGCUAACCUUACCACUGUUUGGUGCCAUGAAAGGAGGCAGCAAAUUUAGACUGAAAACUGGGACUGUAGGGAAGUUGCCUGUGAAGCGUCCAGAUAUCCCAGCAAACCUAUUAAAUAUGAAAGAUGAGGGACCGGAGGAGGAGGAGGAGGAGGAGGAAGAAGAAGAAGAAGAAGAAGAAGAAGAAGAAGAGGCAUUGAUGACAGUAACCAAGAUGAAGACUGGAAAUCAAGGAGCACACAACUCAAAGAUGGAAACUGCAGCACAAGGAACACUUAAACAAAAGAAUCUCCCUGCUGAUUCUUAUUCCCACAGCAGCAAAGAUAUGGAAUUCAACCAUGAGGCAUCUGAAGUAGGAUGUGAAAAGCCUGCAGAGGAACCCAAGAACAAGAGAGCUCAUGGUGGGAGCAAGGUUCAACAAACACUGUCCUCAAAAUAUCCAGAAAAUGACCCCGACUACUGUGUGUGGAUGCCACCUGAAGGUCAAAGUGGUGAUGGCAGAACUCAUCUGAAUGCAAAAUAUGGCUAUUAAAAUGCAGAUGGUGACUUUGGGAAGUGAAGGACCAAGGCACAGCAAUCACUACACUGUAGAAGACUUUUGCCGAAAUGGCCAGCAGCUGAAAUAGUUGCUCACUAUUUUAAAACACCUUUUACCGAAUCCUAAGCAUUGUCCAAAAACUGUCUCCCCACUAGGCGUGAAUGUGUGGGUAUUGUGCAUCAAGAUACAUUAAACUUGUCUUUCCCUUGUAUAUAGCGGUGAAAACCAUGUAUUUACAAACUGUAUGUACAGAAAGGUUGGUUUUGUACAAUAAACAUUAAGAAACCUA